Molecule: messenger RNA, 963 nt
Organism: Opisthorchis viverrini
Lineage: Eukaryota; Metazoa; Platyhelminthes; Trematoda; Opisthorchiida; Opisthorchiidae
Exons: 8
Coding region: 1-963 (320 amino acids)
Source: RefSeq, a predicted model, not a curated record
AUGAGAAAUAAACGGGAAACUACUCACAAGCCUACUGAAAACUCUUCGACAGCCCACUACCGUUUUCGCCCUUCUUGGGGCUCAUCAGGUGGGCGCAGUUCUCGAGUUUCCUUCAACCUUGUGUUAUAUCUGCUGAUUCGUCAGUCUGUGGUAUCUGCUGCUGACCCUCUCCAGUGCCUAAUGCCGGAGAAAAAAGAUUCACAGAAGGGAACACAACCGCUAUAUUCCGAACAAACGGAUGCGAGAGCUUCUGAUUGUAGUGUGACAGAUGAGGCUCGGGCCGCGUUUGCAAAAUUGAGACACCUGUGGCGUAAGAAUGGUUUAUCCCUGAAUCUGAAGGGACGUGUGUAUCAAACUACAGUACGGGCUGUUUUGUUGUAUGGCUGUGAGACUUGGCCUAUUCGAGCAGCGGAACUGAGACGUCUUCAGGUGUUCGACAAUCGUUGUCUCAGAACCAUAGCUCGUGAUCUCGACCUCGUGAUCCUCACUGUGCCUGGUUGGAGACACUACAAGAUAUGGCUGCCAACCGAUAUCAGUGGUGUUCUUGUUGUCAGUUUCUAUCCAGAUCGCCUGAGUGAAUGUCUGGAGGCAAAAAAAUCAUGGUUUUGGGGCAGUGAAACACCGGUGUUGAACAGUGAUGUCAUGCUGUCGAUGAUGAUGAAGGAUGGCAAUCCGAUAAGGUGCAAAACACUCACUAUGGGAUCGUACAAUAAGUGUCUACUGCCAGAAAAAGUUUCACCGACAAGAAAUACAACAGCUUUAUUGCAACAAUCUACAACUGAAUGUGCUGCACACAGGCCGCCUCAUGUUUCAGUUGGCACGAUAUUCGAGAUAUCGCAGUAUGUUUUCUUGAAGGAAACUACUCACAAGGUUGCUGAAAACUCUUCGACAGCCCACGGUGAGCCACAAGAAGGGCGGAGCCGGUCGUGGGCUGUCGAAGACUUUCAGCAACCUUGUGAGUAG